GUUCCUCCCAAAAAUUAAAAAACAAGAGUGCAGGGAUUUUAGGAAGGGCAAAUGGGCGCCAUCAUUUCAUCGACAGUUCCAAAAUAUUUUCUCUCUCCUCCCUCUUGUCUGCAAAUUCCGAUCUACUGUUGUAUCAUUCUUUGAUUCUUUCCAUUUGGCAUCUUCCUCACUUUAUAUCUUCUUCAAACUCUCACUCCUUUAACUUCUUUCGAUCUUUCUUCUCAUUUUUUCGAUUUUUCAGGUUAAUUAAAUGGAUGCUAUGCAAACAAGUCCUGAGCGCCGUCCAUUCUCCAUUAAACUAUGGCCUCCUAGCCAAAACACAAGGAUCAUGCUUGUUGAACGGAUGACCAACAAUCUUUCAACUCCAACAAUUUUUACCCAGAAGUAUGGUAGCUUGAGCAAGGAGGAAGCUGAGGAGAAUGCUAAGCAAAUUGAAGAGGAGGCAUUUACUCUUGCGAAUCAGUUCUAUGAAAAGGAGCCAGAUGGUGAUGGAAGCUCUGCAGUCCAGCUUUAUGCCAAGGAAUGCAGUAAACUCAUAUUAGAAGCUCUUAAAAGAGGUCCAGCAAGUAAAGUUGUUAGGGAAGUGCCAACUCUUGAGGCAGUCCCUGAAAGUUUAUUUGAUAUAUCAAAAGGCCCACGUGCCUUCAUUGAGGCUGAAGAAGCGGAAGAGCUUUUGGCACCACUAAAGGAUCCAUCAAACAAUUACACUAAGAUAUGUUUUAGUAACAGAAGUUUCAGCCUAGGUGCAGCUCGGAUAGCAGAGCCUAUUUUGGCAUCAAUCAAGAAUGACUUGAAGGAAGUGAACCUGUCUGAUUUUAUUGCCGGUAGGCCAGAGGCAGAAGCCCUGGAAGUCAUGAACAUGUUUUCAGCUGCUCUUGAAGGUUCUGUCUUGAAAUCUCUUGAUCUCUCAAACAACGCCUUGGGAGAGAAAGGUGUUCGAGCAUUUGAAAAACUUCUGAAAUCACAGAGUAGCUUAGAGGAGCUUUACUUAAUGAACGAUGGUAUCUCAGAGGAGGCAGCACGUGCCGUUUGCGAAUUACUUCCGUCGACAGAGAAGCUCAGGGUCCUUCAGUUUCACAAUAACAUGACAGGGGAUGAAGGUGCUCGUGCUAUUUCCGAGAUUGUCAAACGUUCUCCCUUGCUGGAGGAUUUUAGGUGUUCCUCAACAAGGGUUGAUUCUGAAGGUGGGAUUGCCUUAUCUGAAGCUCUGGAGGGAUGUACUCAUUUGAAGAAGCUUGACUUGCGCGACAACAUGUUUGGAGUUGAAGCAGGAAUUGCUUUGAGUAAAGCACUUUCAAAACAUGGAAAUCUUAUUGAAGCCUACCUAAGUUAUUUGAACUUGGAAGAUGAGGGCACUAUUGCCAUAGCAAAUGCUCUUAAAGAUUCAGCUCCUUUGCUUGAAGUAUUGGAGCUGGCAGGAAAUGAUGUUACACCUGCUGCUGUACCUGCCUUAGCUGCAUGCCUAGCAUCAAAACAGCACCUCUUAAAUCUAAACUUGGCAGAAAAUGAGCUCAAGGAUGAAGGAGCUAUACAAAUAAGCAAGGCUCUUGAAGGUCAUACUCAGCUUAAGGAACUUGAUAUGAAUACAAAUGCAAUAAAUAGAGCUGGUGCUAGGGUUUUGGCUAACAUGGCGGUGAAUAAGCCUGAUUUUCAAUUAUUGAAUAUUAAUGGGAAUUUCAUCUCCGAUGACGGAAUCGAUGAUGUUAAUGAUAUUUUCAAGAAGUUUCCCGAGAAGCUUGGGUCAUUAGAUGAGAAUGACCCAGAAGGCGGAGACGAUGAUGAAAAGGAAUCCGCUGAGGAUGAUGAAGAGGAGAACGAACUCGAAUUCAAACUGAAGAAUCUUGAUGUUGAUGAGGAAUAGGUGAAUUUCUGAUAUGUGAAAGUUAUUUAGGAUCAGCAGCUUAGUUUUAGCAACUAAAUCCAUAGCUGUCCUAUUUUAUCUUGGACAUUGCUUUGGAUUGAUGGCAUCUUAGAGCAAGACAGAAUUAUCUUGACUUGUAGGUUUAAAUUUGUAGGUUUUCUUCUCAUGUUGAACUCACAUCUUUUCUUUUAUUCUAUUGAACUUGUUAGAAAUGUUGUAAGAAAAAGAUUUUCAUUGUGCUUCUGAAGUAUUAGUAUCAUGUAGCAAAGUCAGUUCUUUUA
Beta vulgaris subsp. vulgaris (sugar beet) is the source of this 2142-nucleotide messenger RNA. Its product is annotated as RAN GTPase-activating protein 2. Lineage: Eukaryota; Viridiplantae; Streptophyta; Magnoliopsida; Caryophyllales; Amaranthaceae. The transcript is spliced from 2 exons. Gene Ontology annotation, molecular function: GTPase activator activity; protein binding. Bases 251 to 1861 code for a protein of 536 amino acids. The record is from RefSeq and is a predicted model, not a curated record.